UCAAUACGGAACAUUGGGCACGUGAGGACUGACGUCACUUUAGGCGCGGACUUUUGUUAGCGGAAAUAGUUCAGCUCCGACAGAUGGCGUUGUCUCCUGUUGGCACUAAUGACAUGACCACAGACAGGAAAUCUGACCGAAGUCACAAGAGGAACAAAAUCACAAGGGAUGUGGAGUUGGACAUUGAGAAUCUUUACAGAGCUGUUCCUCAACUUACUAAGGUUUUCAGGAUCACAGAUAAAAUUGGAGAAGGUACCUUCAGCUCAGUGUACCUGGGUGAAGCUCAGAUGAAGGAUGGGAGGAGAGAGAAGUUUGCCCUCAAACACCUCAUUCCAACCAGCCACCCAACACGUAUUGCUGCAGAGCUUCAGUGUCUGACGGUUGCUGGAGGUAGAGAGAAUGUGAUGGGUGUGACCUACUGCUUCAGGAAAGAGGAUCAUGUGGUGAUCGUUAUGCCUUAUAUGGAGCAUCAAGCCAUUGUGGACGUGAUUGACUCUCUCAGCUUUGACGAGGUGCGGCUGUAUCUCUACCACCUGCUGAAGGCCCUGAAACACAUCCAUCAGUUUGGCAUCAUUCAUCGGGACAUCAAACCCAACAACUUCCUUUACAACAGAUACUGCAGAACCUAUGCACUGGUGGACUUCGGCCUGGCACAGGGUGCAGCUGGCACACAAAUCGAGCUGCUGAAGGUGGUGAGGCAGAAGCCCUGUCAGAAAGGUGGAGGGUCCCCACGGAAAGCAACACCAUGUCAAACCACCACAGCCCCCACCUCACUGCGUCUGUCCACACGGCAGCCCGCGGUCCUUCCGUCUGCUGCUGCUGCCUCUGCGGCCUCUCGCAAAAAACUGGUUAAAAAAGCACAUUCUGUUACUGUCACGCACACUACUCCCGCCUCUCACACGAAGCAUGCAAAGGAUUGGACAGGUGCACGCAGAGCACCGCGGCCUGUGUUUGGAGAGAAGAACCUGAAUAGUAACACUUCCAACACCAAACAGGCCGCCUUCAAGACACAAAUGCUGAAGUCGGGCAGAAUGGAGGACAGUAGUGGCCGGAAGUGUUCUGCAGCUAGUCGGGGCCCCCUGCCUGUCAGGUCGCAGAGCAGCACUCAGAGACCUCAGAGGGCCGUGCACCAGGGCCUCACGUGCAACUGCUACAAGACCGACCGCAUCUGCAACAUCUGCCUGUCCAGGAAGCAGCAGGUGGCUCCCAGAGCUGGAACACCCGGUUUCAGAGCACCAGAGGUCCUCAUGAAGUGCCCCGACCAGGACACAGCCAUAGACGUUUGGUCAGCUGGCGUGAUCUUGCUCUCGCUGCUCAGUGGCCGUUACCCGUUCUUCAAAUCCAGCGACGACUUGAUCGCUCUCACUCAGAUCAUGACCAUACGUGGCUCCAGAGAGACCGCCCAGGCUGCUAAAACCUAUGGCAAGGUGGUGGUGUGUAGUCAGGAGCUGCCUCGGCAGGACCUGAGGACAGUUUGUGAGACGCUGAGGGGGCGGAGGCCUCGGGCAGAUAGUGUGACAUCACUUCCUGAAACCAAAAAGGACUCAGAAUCUGAUGAUGGUCCUGUCGAUCCGUCUGAAGCAUCUUUAACUCACGCUGGCCUACACGUGUCUUCACGCCACUCAGGGAGCACAGAGAGUGACGCGGUGGACAGCAGAGACCAGAGAGGCUGGGACAGAGUUCCUGAUGAAGCCUACGACCUGCUGGACAGGCUGCUGGACCUGAACCCUGCCUGCAGGAUCACAGCUGCUGAGGCUCUGCAGCACCCACUGUUCAGAGACCUACGAGCCUGAACAAGUUGGGAGGAGCCUGUCGUGAGGGCUGUGUCAGGGCAUUUCUCUGACAGUGGGCGGGUGGAGGUGAGGGAGGCUCCUUAAAUUAUCUGCUGUAGGCUUCCUGACUGUCAAGAGAGAGUGCAAAGCACAGAUGGAGACAGUCGGCGUGCUUCAGUGCAGCCUGUUGGACCGUUUGGUUUAGCAUCAGGUUUUUACUGCCUUACAAACACUCUCUGUUCAGUGACUUGCACAUGGGUACUUUGGCAGAUGUUAGUCCAUCACAUUUUGGUUCAUUUGCAACCUGCAGAAUCAUCUGACCCUAAAGGUUGUGCCGACUUUAGUGUGGAAAUACUCUGUUACUUUUAUUAAAGUACUAAUAGUACACAAAAACACAGAUAUAUAACCAUUUUUAUAGUUGAUCUUCACAUGUUCUGUCCUUUUUAAAAUGUUGGUCUGACGCUGGUCUCCAAAGUUCUUAAAAAAAAAAAAAAAAAAAAAAAAAAAAAAAAAAGCAAGAGGUUUGUCACAAACACCCCAUAAAUGCUGAUUCUAAACCCCCCCCAUUGUCACUUGAAGUGGAAAGGACCUGCUCUUUGCCACGCCCCUUCUCCUACAGGAAGAAGUCCAUAUAUGGACUUCUGUUACGUUGAAGCAUGUUUCCAGUCUAAAUGUUUAAAGCAGGAUGAUUUCUAUAUGCAGAGAUGGAAUAUUCAACAUCAAACUACAUUAACUAGAGAAGCAAAAUCAGAUUUGUUUUCCAGUAUGACCUCACUGACCAUGUUUGAUGCUGCGACAAAGAGGCUUGUUUUGCAAAGAAAUGAAAUUAUUUUUUUCUUCUUUAAUUUAUUAAAGUCAACUGUAAUGUUAA
Molecule: messenger RNA, 2643 nt
Organism: Thalassophryne amazonica
Lineage: Eukaryota; Metazoa; Chordata; Actinopteri; Batrachoidiformes; Batrachoididae
Gene: cdc7
Product: cell division cycle 7 homolog (S. cerevisiae)
Exons: 12
Coding region: 84-1793 (569 amino acids)
Biological process (GO): mitotic DNA damage checkpoint signaling; protein phosphorylation
Cellular component (GO): nucleus
Molecular function (GO): ATP binding; protein serine/threonine kinase activity
Source: RefSeq, a predicted model, not a curated record